GUGAAUGAUAAAAUUAGUGAAUAAUUGAGAGUUUUAAGAAAGAAAUGGUAUACAACGGUUCCAUGGUUACAAUAAAAUAAAUAAUUAAAAUUUACUAAUUAAUUUAGUUAAAAAAUGGAAAUAUAUAUCAUCACAAAUGCUCUGGGAAAAUAAAUCAUGAAGGGUGUGUAUUUAUUCUCUAAUUUUGUAAGGUGUAACCACAUGGAUUCCACUUUAAAUUUUUAUUGUGUUAUUUUCACAACUAACAUUUGUAAUAAUUUAAUUUUUAAAAAUGGCACACGGAUCGCAACAUACAAAAGUAGAAAAUACCGUAAAAAAGGAAUAUCCAAUGAGGGAUUUAUUUCGGAGGUUCCUGGUCAUGAAAUCGAUUUUAGCUCUUGUUCUUGGAUUUAUUCUUGGAUAUUUUAAAGUUACUGGAAUUCUAGGCUUCAUGGUUUUCAUACCCUUUCAGUACAUUUCCGGCCAGUUUUACUGUACCCAGUUUAAGGUUCCAGACUACCUUAUGGAUAAGGGAGAAAUGUUUACAACUCAAUGCUUACCCUCUUUUGGGUUAUUUUUGAUGGUUUGGAUCAUAACCUACACAAUGUUUCACGGCUAAGACUCAAUAAUUUAUUUUAAGCAUAAAUAUA
This is a messenger RNA of Theileria parva strain Muguga, 629 nucleotides long. Its product is annotated as Rab5-interacting protein (Rab5ip) family protein. The coding region runs from base 272 to 598 and encodes 108 amino acids. The record is from RefSeq and is a predicted model, not a curated record. Lineage: Eukaryota; Apicomplexa; Aconoidasida; Piroplasmida; Theileriidae. The transcript has 3 exons.